AUGUCGAUAGAAGGAGCGUUCUCAUCCACCGCCGGAGAUCUGGAUUUCGGUCAGGAGGUAACGAUAGGUGAUAAGCUUAAGGUAUUCAAAUCUUCUGAUUUUGAUCCAGAGAAUUAUGUAUCCACCAAAUGCCGUACAACCAGUGAAAAGGAAAUAAAAAGUUUGGUGACUUGUCUCCUAGAUUUAAAGAAGGUCUCAGCAGAAGAAAUGAGAAAAAGUGUUUAUGCUAACUACCCCUCCUUUAUUCGCUGGCUGAUAUGUGUUUUCACACACGCAUGCAUCAGCACAUCAAGAGAGAUUUCUGAUCUUGAAGGGCAACUAGUCUCGUUAAGAAAUCUUCUGUCUAAUCGUGCUACUAUCAUUCAUACUCUCGCCGAGGGUGUUGGUGUGGAAACCAUGUCGUCCGCUCCUGGUUCAAGGAAAAACCCGAGUUUUGACUUUCAAGAUAAAGAACCUUCGGAGAUGGAAGUCUGGUUAUCGCAAUACAUAGACAACCUCAAUAUUUUGCUGGCCGAAAGAAGAGUUAAUGAGGCUUUGGCGGCCCUUGAUGAAGGAGAGCGCGUAGCCAAAUCCACAGACUCAAUGACACCACCCAUGCUUGCCUCUUUACAGGCUGCUAUCACUUCACAGAGACAAAAGUUAGCUGAUCAAAUUGCUGAGUCAGCCUGCCAGCCUUCUUCUAGUGGCACUGAACUUCGAUCGUCGGUAGAAAUAAUCAAACGACUUGGUGAUGGUCCACGAGCCCAUACACUGCUCCUUAACUCACACCACCACAAGUUACAAUCUAAAAUCCAGGGUAUUCAGACAUCCGGCUCAACAUAUGGAGUGGCUUACACCGCCGCCCUCUCACAGCUCGUCUUUUCAACCAUAGCUCAGGCAUCAAUUGACUCACUAGCCAUAUUUGGUGACCAGCCUUUGUACACGUCUGAACUCGUGACAUGGUCUGUCAAGCAAACCAACACUUGUGCCAAUCUUAUGAAACGACACGUUAUUGCUUCACCUUCUGCUUCAGGGGGGCUACGAACGGUGGCUGAGUGUGUUCAGAUUUCCAUGGGUCAUUGUUACUUGUUAGAAGCUCGUGGAUUGGCGCUUGGGCCUGUCCUAUUGAGACACUUUAGACCUUGUGUGGAACAAGCACUCAAUGCUAACUUGAAAAGGAUUGAGCAAAGCACUGCUGCUUUAGCGGCUGCGGACGAUUGGUCACUCAUUUACCCUCCCGUGAGCUCACGCGCCACAAUUAUAUCCCAACCAAAGCUUUCGAAUAGCGCCCAUCGAUUUAAUUUGAUGGUUCAGGAAAUGUGCGAGGAUAUCGGGCUCCUGAGAUCUAUGCAGUUUUCAAAGCAGGCGAUGGAAGGCGUUGUACAAGUUUUUAACUCGUACGUUCACAUGCUCGUAAACGCAUUGCCAGGAUCAUCAGAGACCGAAAACUUGGAAGGUAGAAUUGUGAGGGUUGCGGAGGAUGACACUCAACAGAUAGCAUUGCUAGCUAAUGCUUUAUUAUUAUCAGACGAACUACUGCCACGAGCAGCCAUCAAACUGCUACCCGUACAACAAUGCCUUCCCUCUGAAACCCCUAGGAAAGCUUCAGACCGACAAUUACGCACUCCAGAACAAAGAGAGUUGAAGAAACGGAUUCAGAGAUUUGUUGAUCAGUUGAGAGAUAGUUUUUGUAGAAAACACGCUCUUGAUCUCAUCUUUACAGAAGAUGGAACCGCUCGUCUUAACGCAAACAUGUACUUGAGUAUGGAAGAGAAUUCAGAAUGGGCGCCAUCUCCAGUAUAUCAGGAACUAUUUGUUAAGUUACGUACAGUCGCGAGCUUAGCAUCAGACAUGUUUGUGGGACGAGAAAGGUUCACGACGCUUCUUUUAAUUAGACUCACGGAAACAGUAAUUAUGUGGCUGUCCGAUGAACAAAGUUUUUGGGAAGAGAUUGAACACGGGUCAAAGCCUCUAGGCCAAUUUGGACUUCAACAGUUUUAUCUAGAUAUGCAGUUUGUUAUACUCUUUGCGUCCCAAGGGCGUUACCUGUCACGAAACUUGCAUCAAUCUAUUAAGAAUAUCAUUUCACGAGCUAUGGAAUCGGUUGCUGCUUCUACAAAUACAGAUCCCUACAGCAUAUUGCCUGAAGAUCAAUGGUUUACUGAUAUUGGUCAAGCUACAAUUAAGAUGAUGACUGGAGAGGCCCCUACGGAAAACGUAGAAGUUACAAGCCCGAUAACGUCCCCUUCACUUGUAUCUCCAGGGAGUAACUAA
Molecule: messenger RNA, 2253 nt
Organism: Helianthus annuus (common sunflower)
Lineage: Eukaryota; Viridiplantae; Streptophyta; Magnoliopsida; Asterales; Asteraceae
Product: exocyst complex component EXO84A
Exons: 6
Coding region: 1-2253 (750 amino acids)
Biological process (GO): intracellular protein localization; exocytosis; Golgi to plasma membrane transport
Cellular component (GO): exocyst
Source: RefSeq, a predicted model, not a curated record